Molecule: messenger RNA, 1429 nt
Organism: Zootermopsis nevadensis
Lineage: Eukaryota; Metazoa; Arthropoda; Insecta; Blattodea; Termopsidae
Source: RefSeq, a predicted model, not a curated record
UAUGGUCUUAAAUAAAUAAAAAAACCUACUUCAGUGGUACACUAGGCCAGAAUUUAUCUGGAUGGAUUGCUUGUAAGAAUUUUGACAAAAUUUAAUUGUCUGUAUGUACCUGCCUGUCCCAAAUUUCAGUAAAAAAUAUGCUCAUGUAUAAAAUGUGCCUUGCAGAUGGUAAGGAUGAGCAUAAGAAGGGCUUGUUACAAAUGAAGAUGGCUGAAGGAGCUAAACUUCAGAUGUGUUACUUGCUUCAUCACCUUUGUGAUAUUCAGCUUCGGCACAGAGUGGAAUCCACCAUCGCCUUCAGUCACGAUUUUAUUAGUGAUCUUCAGACUGAUCAACUGAGAAGAAACGUUGAAAUCAAGCAGUCUGACAUGCCAUCAGCUGUUGCAGCUAAGAAGACCAGAGAAUUCAGAUGCCCACCUCGAGAGCAAAUGAAUGCAAUUCUUGGCUUUAAGAACUUGGAGGGAGAAGAGAGGGAGAAUUGCCCCUGUGGAGAAGAGCAAGGCCGAGCGUCUGGCUAAGUUCCACGACAGGCUUAUGUCCUACGUUUCACUAAGUGCUCUGCAGGAGCCUGAAGAAACUGAGGAACUCGCAGCAGAUGUGGCGAAGUCUCGCCCAUUCAAGCGUUUAUUUAAUUUUAUCAAUUCUGUGAAAGAACGGGAAAUAGAACCCAAAGAAGUAGAAGAACCUUUAAAGAAAUCACCAGAAGAGGUUUUCAGAAAAAUAUUAAUUAGUACAAUUGUAAGGUGGGCUGAAGAGUCUCAGAUUGAAACAUCUAAGCUUGUACGAGAAAUGUUCAGGUAAGUUGACAAUGAUUGUUUCUUCAGACACUUUUCCUGUUGCCGGUUGCCUCCGUGACACAAACCCUCUUCCUCGCGUCCCUCUUGUUCAGGAAUAUUUCAUUUUCAUUUCAUUUGUUUUCUCUGUUUUAUUGUCUUUCUUUAUUCCAAGAAUUGUUGGCUUAUAAUGCAAUUAUGCUUAGUAACUUGAUUCUUCUGUGAAAAUUUUUUAACCUGCUAGUAUAACUAGGCAGUUUAUGCUCUUGGUUCUCCGAAUGUGUUCCAUUGGAAAGUGUAUAAAUUGAAGUCAAAAAAUUCUAUAAAUAUUUUUAUUCCUUAGACCAGUCCUUUGGUUCCGUGAAUCAAGUUAUUGUCACGCGAAAUAAUGAGACUUAUAAUACUCUAGGUGAAUAUUCUACUUACUGACGCUGUCUUAAUAGUCCAUGGUUGAUAACACUUAGUGUCAAUUCAUAAUUCAUAAACUGAGUGGAUGUCCAAGCAAACUUCAAAAAAUGAUUUUAACCUAUUCACGGUAUUGCAGUAUAGCAAUGACAUUGGCAUAAUGGCAUCUGAAUUGUACAUAAGCUGAGACAUACAGACAGUAGAGAUUAAUGUUGACGACAAUGACUAAAGGUUUCUGAUCCCCCCCCCCC